Schistocerca nitens (vagrant locust) is the source of this 558-nucleotide messenger RNA. RefSeq lists its product as uncharacterized. The record is from RefSeq and is a predicted model, not a curated record. Lineage: Eukaryota; Metazoa; Arthropoda; Insecta; Orthoptera; Acrididae. Gene Ontology annotation, cellular component: membrane. Gene Ontology annotation, molecular function: G protein-coupled receptor activity. Gene Ontology annotation, biological process: G protein-coupled receptor signaling pathway. The coding region runs from base 1 to 558 and encodes 185 amino acids. The transcript has 5 exons.
AUGAUGUUCCGGCGCCUGCGCGGUCCGUUCAGCGCGUUCAUCGUGAACCUGGCGGUGGCAGACCUGUGCACGUCGCUGCUGCACGCCGCGGCCGCCGCCUCCUCCUUCAGCGGACACUGGGUGUUCGGCGUCGCAGGCUGCCAGCUGUACGCAUGCGCAGUGGGUCACUUCGGGCUGCUGUCCAUCGUGACGUUGGCCGCCAUAGCCGUGGAGCGCUACAUGGUCAUCACGGCCAAGCCGCUGUCCGCCUCCUGGAAGAUGACGCAGUACACCGCCAGGAAGGGGGCACACGGCAAGAAGUGCAAAGUGGAUCUGGCACGUCGCCAGCAAAGCCUUCACUGCGCCUGCUUACUGAUAUGCCCUGCCGCUCUUCCAGGCAGAUGUGCCAUCGCCGAACAGAACUCGCUGACGUCAGUCGCAGCCCCGAGUGAUGGCCAGGCGGAUGCGGCCACGUUGACAGGCUCAGCCGGCGGUGGCGGGCAGGGCCGCGCCCGCGCCGUGCUGCACCCCGGCAGCAGUGAGCCGUGCUGGCAGCAGGACGAGGAGAUGCAGCGGUAG